GAACAUGAAGUAAUGAGGGGAAUGAUUAAUGUAAUACAGAAGCCCUUGCGAUACACACCUUAUCCAUUAGGUGGCGGUAAUGUUCCGAAACUGGAUUUGUAAUGCACUGUUUGAGUAAGCAAGAGACACACACGAAGAACAAAAAGCAGCGUGCUACAACAAUGAAGAUUUGUUGUGUUAUUAUAAUCAUGACAGGUCAUAUUUGUUUAUCUGCGCUUGAAGUUAUCCUUUCUUGCUGCAGGAAAUAAGAUGGUGGGACGCAGUACUAUAAUGCAUUUUGUUACCAUUAGUGGAACUCGGUGGCCUUAUGAACGUAAGUUAAUGUAGCCCGUUAAGGCAGCACAGCAUCGAUGUUAAUAAUAUUCACACAAAAGCGAUCUUUAGCAUGUUCUUUAUUACGCAAAAUGCUAACAGUAGGUAACCCAAAGCAUCCGUUCAUCAAGAUAGAUGCCCUUUGAGUGUCAUGCUAUUUAUAGACACGUAAAUGUGUAUUUUAAGUUGCGUGAUUUUGAUCCAGACUGUUACAUUUCCGUUGCUCGUUUGCUGGCACCACAUAAAAAUUGCCUUGCGCACUGUUAAGUAAAUGAAUGUUGGAGCCAUUAAAUUUCGAAUGCAUGGGGCCUAUCCUUAACUAAUGGAUUAUAUGUUUUAUUUGUUUACGUCUGGGGGGAGGGGAGUACUAACGAGUCAAAACAAGCCCACGUUAUUCGUUAGGUUGCUCUUCGCCCAGUUAAGUACAUACUAUUAUGUGAUUACUCUUCGAAAGCAUGUGCAUAGUUAUUAAUUGUGUUUACUAAGUGCGGAGGCGUCCAUCUUACUUUUCCGAACAGCCAAUCGCAAAGCUCCCGGAGCUGACGUCAUUUUAACGCAGAAGUGGUGUAAAAAAACUUUUUUUCUCCCCUCUAAUAAUUAAGUUGUGAUGGAUAGCUUGUUUAAAAUGCCACCCCAAAAGACUUCUGUUCGUAAUAAACCAAAGAGAACAAACAUAAUGAGGACCAUAGAACUAAAAAAAGAACUUAUUGCCAAAUUUGAAAGUGGGACACGGGUUUCUGACCUGGCUACUCAGUACAACAUGGCCAAGUCCACCAUAUCCACCAUAUUGAAAAAGAAAGAAGCCAUCAAAGCCGCCGAUGUGGCAAAAGGAGUAAAAACACUUACAAGUAGGAGGCAUUAUCCUAUGGAAGAUGUGGAAAAGCUUCUGCUGCAGUGGGUCACAGAGAGGCAGGCAAGGGGUGAAAAGGUGUCGGAGCCUAUCAUUUGUGAGCGUGCACGGCAGCUGUACAGCGAUCUGACUCGCGACAGCCCUGGGGACAGCCCGGAUGACUUCAAGGCAAGCAGAGGUUGGUUUGAAAACUUCAAAAAGAGAAGCGGGAUCCGCUACGUGGUCCGAAAGAAGGACACCCUUCGUGCCGAUAAGGAAGGAGCCAAGAAAUUUGUGGAGGGCUUUCAGGCAUUUGUCAGGAGUGAGGGCUUUCUACCCCAGCAAGUGUUCAACUGUGACGAGACUGGACUCUUUUGGAAGAAAAUGCCCAAGAGGACGUACCUCACGCGAGAAGAAAAGAGCCUCCCAGGACACAAGCCCAUGAAAGACAGGCUGACUUUGCUGCUCUGUGCUAAUGCUAGCGGAGACUGUAAAGUCAAACCUCUGCUGGUGUACCACUCGGGAACCCCAAGAGCCUUUAAAAAGAACAAUGUGCAGAAAAGCAAGCUGAGCGUCAUGUGGAGGUCCAAUCCCAAAGCGCUGGUCACUCGACAGUUUUUUACUGAGUGGUUCCAGGAGGUGUUUGCUCCCAGUGUGGCGGAAUACCUGACAGAGAAAAAUCUUCCGCUCAAGGCCCUUCUGGUCCUGGACGCCUCACUGGCUCAGCCGACAGGGUUGGGAGAAGACUGGAGCAGUGACCACGACUUUGUCGCGGUCAGGUUUUUGCCGCCUAACACCUCACCGCUUCUGCAGCCCAUGGACCAGCAACUCAUCUCCAACUUCAAGAAGCUCUACACCAAGGCACUUUUCCAACGGUGCUUUGAGGUAACCAUGGAGACCAACCUUACCUUGAGAGAGUUUUGGAAGGACCACUUCAACAUCCUCCACUGCUUGACUGUCCUGGAAAAAGCCUGGCAGCAAGUCACCAAGAGGACAGUGCAGUCGUCCUGGAGGAAGCUGUGGCCGGCCUCCACGAUGCCCAGGUUCUUUGAAGCCUUUGAGCCUGAUCCUGCUCUGGAAACUGACGUGGUGGAUGAGAUUGUCUCCCUGGGCAAGUUCAUGGGCCUAGAAGUCGACAGCGACGACGUGGAGGAGCUGGUUGAAGAGCACACCCUGGUGCUCUCCAACGACCACCUGCAGGACAUUCAGCAGCAAGACAUUCCCGAGGACGCCUCCUCCUCCGGGGAAGACGCGGGUUGGAAUGACAACAUUCCCACAGCGGAAAUCAAGGAGCUGCUGGGCUACUGGGCCAAGACGCAGAGUCUGGUGGCCAAGUGGCACCCUAGCGUCACCGUGGUGAAAAAGAACAUCAACCUGUUUGACGGAAACGUGGUGGAGCACUUCCGAGCCAUCCUGAAAAGUCGCAAGAGGCAAGCGGCUUUGGACAGCAUCUGCUCCAAGGAAGAAGCCAAUUGUGAGAGCAGCGGCAACAGUGGUGAGCUUCAAGCGUCGAUCAGUGGAGUUAAGAGAGGAAGGAAGGACUGUACGCUGGAAGGCAACUUGGGUCAAGUCUUCACAGAAGAGGACACGCCUUCUGCCGAGUGACAUUUGUUCUCUCCACUCCAUCAUAAUCAUCAUUAUCAUGUCUGUCACUUACAUGACUGUUAAGAAUAUAAUUUCCUCUCUAACAGGAAUUCAAAUGUGCAUUUUUUUAAAAGUGGCAGUAAUUGAAAGGUCAGAGCAUCUGGUCUGGCCACUGAGAUCAACCAGGAGUCAGUGGUCUUGGUUCCUGUGUAGACAGUGCAGGACACUUUGUUCUUACGCAUGUUAAUAGCGGGGAUGGGGACCCGAAUCCAACUGGCAGGGAUCCCUCCUCAGAACCAGACCAGACUUGGAACGUCAGACUUGAAGAAGCUAACAGUGGAUUGGACCUGGUGAGAGGUCCUAACAUCCGCCAAUGCUUCACACUCGUGAGCUAACCUGGGACCUGUGCCACCUUCAUCACUGCAACGAGCAACAUCUUCAACAGCAACACAACUCAUUUUUAUACAGAACAUAUA
Syngnathus acus (greater pipefish) is the source of this 3201-nucleotide messenger RNA. RefSeq names its product tigger transposable element-derived protein 1-like. Bases 920 to 2746 code for a protein of 608 amino acids. NCBI's taxonomy places the organism in Eukaryota, Metazoa, Chordata, Actinopteri, Syngnathiformes, Syngnathidae. Gene Ontology annotation, cellular component: nucleus. The transcript is spliced from 3 exons. Gene Ontology annotation, molecular function: DNA binding. The record is from RefSeq and is a predicted model, not a curated record.